Amphibalanus amphitrite is the source of this 3622-nucleotide messenger RNA. Its product is annotated as leucine-rich repeat-containing protein 24-like. Gene Ontology annotation, cellular component: plasma membrane. NCBI's taxonomy places the organism in Eukaryota, Metazoa, Arthropoda, Thecostraca, Balanomorpha, Balanidae. Gene Ontology annotation, molecular function: protein binding. The transcript has 2 exons. The record is from RefSeq and is a predicted model, not a curated record. Bases 220 to 2526 code for a protein of 768 amino acids.
UGUGGCCGUAUGUGUGGGGGCUUGUCCGUGACACGGAGUCGUUCUCUAGUGACCGGGGCGAGGCGGUGGUCAGUGUGGUGCCGGAGGAUACUGAUCAGCGGCGGCUGGGAGCUUGACCAGGUCGGCUGCCGGGCCGCGCGGCCUCUGUUGAUGACCGACCCGACCCGGGCCGAGCCAUGGUGCCGCCGGGUCGGCUCAUGACCUGGCUGGUGGGGCGCCAUGGCCGGCCGCCCGCCGCCGUCGGCGCCGCUGGCGCUGCUGCUGCUCUCUGUCCUGCUCAGUUCGUCUGUCGGAGGCGGCACCUGCCCGCCGGUGGUCUGUAUGUGUAGCUGGACUGAGGGACGCGGCUCGGCCGUCUGUGUGAACGGCUCCCUGACCGAGGUGCCCCCCGGACUGUCCACCGGGACCACAGCGCUGCAGCUGGACGGGAACCCGCUGCAGGUUCUGACUGCCGGCUCGUUCCUGGGUAACGGCCUGGCCGGCCUGCAGCGUCUCCAGCUGGCUCGCUGUCAGCUGGGCCACAUCGACCGGAGGGCCUUCUCGGGUCUGGCCUCGCUGGAGACCCUCGACCUGAGUCACAACGUGCUGCUACUAGUGCCGGCCGACGCGCUCUCCCUGCUACCCGGCCUGCGGAGGCUGCUGCUCGACCGUAACCCAAUCCGGCGGAUCAGCGACGGAACGUUCGAGGAGCUGACGCAGCUGGAAGAGCUGUCCCUCUCCAACUGCGGUCUGGAGGAGCUGCACGUUGGCGCGUUCCGCGGCCUGGCGAGGCUGAGAGAGCUGAAACUGGACGGUAAUCGGCUGACCACGCUGUCAGCGGGAACCCUUGAGCCGCUGGCGGCCGUGCGUCAGGUGCUGCUCAACGAUAACCCGUGGUCGUGCGACUGCCGCGUGAGGCCGCUCAAACAGUGGCUAGACAGACUGCGGCCGUCGCAGCCGAGAGAGGCCCGCUGUGACGAGCCGCUGCGGCUGCGAAACUCUACGUUCAGUGUCAUCCGGCUGGGACAGUUCUCGUGUCCACCAGUGAUGCGUCAGGGAACUCGCCGUCUCACCGCCUGGGCGGGGGACAAUGUAACGCUAUCGUGUUCGGUGACUGCCUCGCCGGAGGCAGUAGUGGUCUGGCUGUGGCGCGGCAAACUAGUCACCAACGGAACGGGUUUACUGCACGGCAACACGCGCUUCCACGUGUACGAGCACGGCCACGAGGAGAAGACCAGCAUGCUGACCAUCGAGGACGCCCAGUCGGCGGCGGCCGGGCAGUACACGUGCGAGGCGCGCAACUCGGCCGGGCGGGUUAGCCGGCUGGUUAGUGUGGGGGUGGCAGAGCGGGACUCUGCGCCCCAUCUAACACUGAGACUCGACCACGGUGUGCUCGCUGGCGUACUGGCUGCCGGGCUGUUGUUGGCCGUCGCUGGCUGUCUGUGUUUGUGUCUGGUGUGCGCACGGGCGCGACGUGCGCCGGCGUCAGCGCCGACCACCGCCCAGCCGGCUCCAGAAGCCAACCAUAAGAACGGUGCUAGUGUUGCUAAUGGACGGCCAGCCGGCGCUGGAGCAGCACAGAUGACGCCGGCGCCUGUGCAGACGGUGGUGCACGCGAGGCAGACGAGUCCGACCGCCACCCGAACAGAAACUGUGCUCCAGCCGCCGGCUCCGGCCGCUCCUGCGCCCGCUCCGGCUCCGGCUGCGGGGCCACCGGUGGCCACCAUACCUCCGGAGCCAGCCGGCUGGGCGCCGGACGUUCGCGCCGUACAGGCGGCCAGCGGGGGUCGAGGCGAGCCGUGGCCAGUUGAACUCGUGUAUGCGCCCGGCUCUGGCAGUGCCGUGCCACUGGUACACACAUGUGGCAAACGCGGCGGCAGCCUGCGCUCCUCGCGGCGAGCGGCUGCCGGUGGCCACUGGAGAGCGGGCUCCGACUCGGGGGUCCUCCCUGGCGGUGAGCGGGAUGUGCGGUUCAACUCGCUGCCGCGCUGCGGUACCUCGCGGAUGGUGUCCCGGACUCCGGCCAACCUGUCGCCGUUCUCGGACCUCACCGAGUCGUCCAACAGCCCGGCGCCGAGCCCGGAGCCGGUGCCGUGCGAGCCGGAGUCGGGACGGCGCUCGGCAGCGUCCCGCAGCCGCCGGCGCCGACACCAGCGGCCCAGCCUGCCCAGCUCGCCGGUGCUGUCCGGCGGCGAGCUGGACGUCCCGGACGGCGGCUCGCAGCUGGACCCGUACUCGUACCACGCCGUGCAGCUGGACCGGUACCUGCAGGAGUACCGCUCGCUGCAGGACCAGCUGACGGCCAUGCAGCAGAGCUGCCACAGCCUGCAGCAGCGGCCGGCUGGCCGGCAGCGGCGCAGUCUGCCCUCGGUCCGACCCGACGCCGACGAGCCGGAGCCGCCGCCGCCGCCGUCGCCCACCGUCAGACAGCUCAAACCGAUCCUCAAGAGCCACGACCACGUGCCGAGUGCCGCGGACCCCCUGGCGCCACGCCGCGCGCCCCAUUUUGCCCCCACGAACACCUACUUCUCGUACAGUGAGAGCUAGCCGGGCGGCCGCGGCCCGCGCUGCAUGUGUGGACCUCAGGCUUCCAGAGACUUCCAAGCCGCGGCGAGAGGUGGUGGUCCACAGUCCACGACGCAUGUGGACCAGCAGGCGUCGUGGGCUGAUUUGUUGUUGCUUGACGAACGGGGCGAACUCGAAACCCAUCCUCGCAGGAGACGGGCUGGUCAGAGUUGAAAUCACCGGUGCCGCGGCCUAAGUUUGUUGGUAAAAUGUUGUUUUGACCUGCACCAGUGCAGUGUUUCCCAUUGCAAACAUAGCACGGGAGUGGGCCAUGUUUUGGUGGAUGUCUCCUGUUGUUCAUGUUGACAUAUCUAAGAAUGAGUGCACGGUAUUAGAAUGGACGCUAAUUGAACACUCAACAGAGUAUCUGUACAAUUUAUGUUUGUACAUAGUUUUGAAGAUAGUUCUAGCUUAAAAAUCAAUAUGUGUGUACCAGAAGUGCUACUACCUAUAGCUUACUCCAGCUCUGGCUACGAGGCAAAGAUUGUUCUUUCACAGUUAUGUCGUUUUUAUAAAUAAUGUCUUGAUUCUUGACCAUGGUUAAUAAUUAAAUUAUUCGUUUAUAUGACGUAAAUUAUCACACGACGAAUGCGUGUUUAAGGAUUAUCUGCGUGGUAUAUUUUAUAUUUGCUUUUUUACCUUUAAUUCAUUACCUAUAGGUAUAGGUAUGUUAUGCGGGAACAUACGCAAAUCAAUAUUUUAACUGAAGUAGGUACUGCGACGGGCGAAAAGGGUGAUAUCCCUAUGUCUUUUACAAACGUCACAUAAAAUCCUUAUCUUGUGAGAUUUACCGCAUUGCUUUAAAUAUAAAAAAGGAAAGUAAGCGAGACAUGCUCACGUGUAGCCAGUAGAUAGAUAUGUACAGGUAUUGCCACCGUCUACAGAGCUGCUGCUCACCUAUAGAUCUUGUUAUUUGUUACGUGAGUUUGUACCGUGUAUAUUAUGUGCGACAGGCCAAUAGCUGUUUGUAUUUCUGCUUUAGACCAUCCGGUCCCCUAGACAUCAUCACCUCAUUAGAAACCGUCUCUGUUUCAAUUAGUGCGCAAUAGAGCUUUAGAAAGCAUUAAUAUAUUGAAAG